This is a messenger RNA of Lutra lutra (Eurasian river otter), 1008 nucleotides long. RefSeq names its product olfactory receptor 11A1-like. The coding region runs from base 1 to 1008 and encodes 335 amino acids. The record is from RefSeq and is a predicted model, not a curated record. Gene Ontology annotation, molecular function: G protein-coupled receptor activity; olfactory receptor activity. Gene Ontology annotation, cellular component: membrane. The transcript has 2 exons. NCBI's taxonomy places the organism in Eukaryota, Metazoa, Chordata, Mammalia, Carnivora, Mustelidae. Gene Ontology annotation, biological process: G protein-coupled receptor signaling pathway.
AUGAUUGAAGCCCAAAAUGAGAGGAAAAGAGAAAACCAGACCACCUGGCUGAUCCUGGUCGGCUUUGGGGAACUGCAACACCUGGGCUUCCUCCCCUUCACCUUCUUUUUGGCCAUUUAUGUGGUGACAGUGGGGGGCAACGCCCUCAUCGUGCUGGCUGUGGCCUCCAGUCGGACACUCCACACACCCAUGUAUUUCUUCCUCUGCCACUUCUCCCUGCUGGAGAUUGGCUAUACCUCCAACAUCAUGCCUCAGCUGCUGUGGAGCUUCCUGGAAGGGAGGGAAACCAUCUCACUGGUCAGCUGUCUGGUCCAGUUCUACGUGUUUGCCUCACUGGCUGCCGUUGAGUGCCUCCUGCUCUCUGGUAUGUCCUAUGACCGUUACCUGGCCAUCUGCCACCCGCUUCGCUACCCCGCCCUGAUGAGCACCUGGUUGUGUGGCUGCCUGGCUGCUGGAGCCUGGGUCAGUGGCUUUUCUUUCUCUGCCUUCACUCUGGCCUUGGCAGCCCCUCUGCCCCUCUGCCCUGGCCACAGGGAGAUCGACCACUACUUCUGCGACUUUGCUCCCGUUGUAGGGCUGUUCUGUAGGGAUGUGGGGAUCAUGUGGGGAGCCGGAGUGAGCAUCUCAGGCUUUCUGACGCUGGCCCCCUUCCUGUUGAUUAUGGCGUCCUAUGCCUUCAUCUUGAGGACUGUGCUGCAAAUACCUUCAGGCCAUGGUAGGCAGAAAGCCUUCUCCACCUGUUCCUCCCACCUCACCGUGGUCAGGGUGUUUUAUGGCACCCUCAUUGUGGUCUAUAUAGCCCCAACAGACCACAUGGCCCCCUUGCUCCGAAAGGCCUUCUCUGUCCUUUACACUGUAUUCACCCCUAUGGUCAACCCCAUCAUCUACAGCCUCAAGAACCAAGAGGUAAAGGGGGCCCUUCACAGGCUCUGGGGAAAGCUUAUCCCAAGACAUACUCCACUGAGAGGGAUAGGGCAGCUGUUGACUUUUUCCUGGACUCCAGCUUAG